UUUUUUUUUAUUUCACAAGUUGUAUAUUUCUAUAAUUAUUACAAAUAAUAAAUAGAUAAUAUUUUAUUAUAAUUCGAUAUAUAACAAUAAUAAUAAUAACAAUAACAAUAAUAUGAAUCUUGACAAGUCACUUUCAGCAUUAUCAAUUGAUAAAAAAGAAAAUGAAGAAAAUAACAGCAGUAAUAAAUCGACCAUGUCUACUGCAAGCCCAAGAAUGAUGCCGCCACGACCUAUGCCACCUAGAUUACAAGGUCGCUCAGUAUUACCACCCAUGAGUCGACCUAGUGGAUUACCACCCUUGUCAGGUCAUAGUAAUAGUAGUAUGAGUAGUAUAAAUAGCAAUCAUAGCAGUAGUAGUGGUAGUAGUAGCAGUGCUGGUGGACUACGGGGACCAUUAUCAGGUGGUUUGCGUGGUAGACAAGGUCCUCCUGGAAGAAUGGGAAAACCAGGCUUGAAUCUAUCCCAAUUGGGUCUUUCACCAAAGCCCGAACAAACACCUUUCGCCAACUUUUCAAAAUAUGUCGAUCCUUCUGGUAAAUUAAACUUUGCAGGAAAAGCUAUUAUUCAUGCCGAUGGUGUUGAUUUUAGUAAUGGUAGUAGUUUUGCUAUCAAAAUGGACGAUCUUAUUUUACAAGAAGAACUUGGUAAAGGACAAUAUGGCACUGUACAAAAAGUAAAGCAUCGUGUGACGAAUGUUACAAUGGCAAUGAAGGAAAUUCGUUUAGAAUUAGAUGAGACAAAGUUACAUCAGAUUCUAAUGGAAUUAGACAUUUUACAUAAAAGUUCUGGAGAAUUUAUCGUUGAAUUUUAUGGUGCAUUCUUUAUUGAAUCAUGUGUAUAUUAUUGUAUGGAAUAUAUGGAUGCAGGAUCUCUUGAUAAAUUAUAUGGUAAAGGUGUACCCGAAGAUGUUUUGGCAAAAAUUGCCACUUCAAUGGUUAAAGGCUUAAAAUUCCUUAAAGAUGAGCUAUCAAUUAUUCAUAGAGAUGUAAAACCUACAAAUGUGCUUGCAAAUUUAAAAGGACAAGUGAAGCUAUGUGAUUUUGGUGUAUCAGGUCAAUUAGAAAAAUCAUUAGCCAAAACAAAUAUUGGCUGCCAAAGCUAUAUGGCUCCUGAACGUAUCAAGACAGCUAAUACUUACUCAGUUUCAUCUGAUGUUUGGUCAUUAGGUAUUUCACUUGUUGAAAUGGCAAUUGGGCAUUAUCCUUAUAAAUAUGAUAAUAUGUUUGCGCAAUUAAAGGCUAUUAUUGAUGAUGAGCCACCUUCAUUACCAGCUGAUCAUUUCUCACCUGAGGCGCGUGACUUUGUUGCCUCUUGUCUUCGAAAAGAUCCAGUGAAAAGACCUACUUAUGCUGAUUUAUUAGAACACCCAUUUAUUAAAAAAUAUGAGGAUAUUAAUGUUGAUAUGGCAAAAUGGGCAACUGAAGCAUAUGAAUCAAGAAAGCAAUAAAAGAGAAAAAAAAAAAAAAAAAAAAAAAAAAAAAAAA
Molecule: messenger RNA, 1484 nt
Organism: Cokeromyces recurvatus
Lineage: Eukaryota; Fungi; Mucoromycota; Mucoromycetes; Mucorales; Mucoraceae
Product: kinase-like domain-containing protein
Exons: 6
Coding region: 113-1447 (444 amino acids)
Biological process (GO): protein phosphorylation; MAPK cascade; cellular hyperosmotic response
Molecular function (GO): ATP binding; MAP kinase kinase activity
Source: RefSeq, a predicted model, not a curated record